UCUCAUAGACAACAUUCAAAUACCACCAUCCCUUCUUUUUUCAAACACUCACGCCUCUCUCCUUUCUAAUUUUCAACCCAAAAGAAAUAAAAUGAACUCGAAAGGAUUGUCUUCUUCUUUAGGGAAACCCCAUUUUUAAAAAAUAAGGAGAUUUUCAGUUUCAGCUGUUGAGACCCCAAAAGGCAAAGAAGCAAUGGUAGCAGAAACUUGGAUACAUAAACUGGGAAGCCAGGUAAGUUCCAAUCUUAAACAUGCUUUUCUUCUCGACCCUUCUUCCAAGAAAAAGAACACCCAAAACAACCCAACAUCCAAAAAGCAUGAAACUGUCGGUAUCUUGUCUUUUGAAGUUGCCAAUGUCAUGUCCAAAACUAUUCAUCUCCACAAAUCCCUGUCUGAACCCGAGGUUUCUAAGCUCAAAUUCGAGAUCUUAAACUCCCAAGGCAUUUCCAAUUUGAUUUCUUCUGAUGAGAAUUACCUUCUCUCCCUUGUUUUAGCUGAAAAGCUCGAUGAGUUAAACAAGGUUGCCAAUGUUGUCUCUAGACUAGGCAAAAAAUGUAAUGAACCUGCUUUAACAGGUUUUGAACAUGUUUAUGGAGAUGUAAUUAAUGGGGUUAUUGAUGUUAGAGAGUUAGGAUUUUUAGUCAAAGAUAUGGAUGGAAUGGUUAAGAAAAUGGAAAGCUAUGUUAAUUCCACUGCUAAUUUGUAUAAUGAAAUGGAGGUUUUGAAUGAAUUAGAACAGGGUUCUAAGAAGUUUCAAGCAAACCCUCAUGAGGAAAGUAAGAGAGCUUUUGAGCAAAAAUUGAUUUGGCAGAAACAAGAUGUUAGGCAUCUUAAAAAUGUUUCACUUUGGAACCAAACGUUUGAUAAGGUUGUUGAGUUGUUGGUUAGGACUGUUUGUACUGUUUUUGCUAGGAUUCUUGUUGUUUUUGGGGAGUCUUCUUUGAGAAAGGAUAGUGAAUUUGGGAGGGUUAAUGGUGGUUUUCGUGAUCGAGACGACGUCGUUGUUUCGAGGCAUUUGAAACGGGUUCUUAGUAAGAGUAGUAGUGUUGGGAGUGUUCAGCCUGGGAAUGUGACGGAGAAACGGGGAGUGACUUUGAAGCAUAGGGGGAUUGAUUCUCGAAAGGGUGAGUUCGGGUUGUUUGGAGUUGAGGAUUUCGGUUUUGCUUGUGGGACUAGUCCUGGGAGGUUUUUCACUGAUUGCCUUAGUUUGAAUUGUUCAGUUUCAAGGUACGGGGACAACGGCAAUGAUGAUGGUAACGUUGGUUGUGAUAAUCGAAGUAGCCAGAUUUCGGGAUGUUGUAGUGUUGCAAAUGAUGGGCCGAAGAGAGAGCGGCAGAAUAGCUCCCCUUUUCUUCAGUCCCAAUGUAGUGUUCUUUUGAAUGAAAACCAGAGACAAUCCAAGUUUGGUGUGUUGAAUAAUGCACAAUUUGGUCCUAAAAGUAGGUUAGCAGUAUAUGCUUCACCCUCCACUGUGGGAGGUUCUGCUCUUGCCUUGCAUUACGCGAAUGUAGUAAUCGUCAUUGAGAAGUUGCUGCGGUACCCUCAUUUGGUCGGCGAAGAAGCUCGAGACGAUCUGUAUCAGAUGUUGCCAACAAGUCUGAGACUGUCUCUGAGGACUAAUCUCAAGUCCUAUGUCAAGAGCUUGGCGAUAUACGAUGCUCCAUUGGCUCACGAUUGGAAAGAAACUCUCGACGGGAUAUUACAUUGGCUUGCCCCAAUGGCACAUAACAUGAUCCGAUGGCAAAGCGAGCGGAAUUUCGAGCAGCAACAAAUUGUUACUCGGACGAACGUUCUUCUCCUCCAAACAUUAUAUUUUGCAGAUAGGGAAAAGAUCGAAGCAGCUAUCUGUGAGCUUCUUGUUGGGUUGAAUUACAUAUGCCGUUACGAGCAGCAGCAAAACGCCUUGUUGGAUUGUGCAAGCAGUUUCGAUUUCGAGGACUGCAUGGAAUGGCAGAUGAAAUAUGGAAAUUUGUACAUUGAUUAAUUACGAAGUUCGAAUAUUACAAAUACAUGUAGAGAUUUGUAGCCUAUUUUUCUUGACCCUCGUAGUUCAACAAGAUGUUAAUAUCUCAGUUACGCAUGGAAAGGCUUUCCCUGUAAUCAAAGCUUGAAGUAGAUUAAUGUAUCCACUUUUGAAGGUAUGGGAAAUCUUUACUUCUUUAGUAUAUAUAA
Molecule: messenger RNA, 2172 nt
Organism: Gossypium raimondii (Peruvian cotton)
Lineage: Eukaryota; Viridiplantae; Streptophyta; Magnoliopsida; Malvales; Malvaceae
Product: protein PSK SIMULATOR 1
Exons: 1
Coding region: 194-1984 (596 amino acids)
Biological process (GO): positive regulation of growth
Source: RefSeq, a predicted model, not a curated record